AUGGUUGAGCGAGGGAAGAGAAGCCAUAACCGUAGCAACAGAGACAAGAACAACAAUGAGAACAACAGGAAUCAAAAGAGAAGACUUUCUUACGAAACCGACGAAAAGACCAACAACAAAGACGACAACGUCGUCGUCUACAGAAUCCUAUGCCCAAGCGGAGUCAUAGGAAGCGUGAUAGGCAAAAGCGGCAAAGUCAUAAACGUGAUUAGGCAAGAAACGAGAGCUAGAAUCAAAGUCGUUGAUCCUUUUCCAGGCUGUAGCGAGAGAGUCAUAACAAUCUAUUGCUCGGUCAAGGAGAAGAAAGACAUUGUAGACAUAGAGAAGAGCGAGUCCAACUACACGGAGCUCACUCCUCUCUGCUCUGCUCAAGAGGCUCUUCUUAAAGUCCAUAGCACAAUCGUUUCCUCUUUAGCCGCUGCUGCAGAGAACACUAAGAUUGAUAGAGAUAACCUCAGAGAAUGUAGAAUCUUAGUUCCGUCUAGUCAGUGCUCUAACGUGAUUGGUAAAUCCGGUUCCACGAUCAAGAAGAUCAGAAGUAGAACCGGAGCUACCGUCAAGAUCGUCUCUAAAGAUGCCUCGGAUCCUUCACACAUUUGCGCCAUGGAUUUUGACAACAUUGUUCUGAUAUCAGGCGAGGCUGAAGCUGUCAAGAGAGCACUGUUUGCGGUUUCGGCAAUCAUGUACAAAUUCAGUCCUAGAGAGCAGAUUCCGCUUGACACUAGUGUGCAAGAAGUGGCUGCAAGUAUCAUAAUCCCUUCGGAUCUUUCUGUCUAUCCGCAAACCGGUUUAUACCCUAACCAAGAUCCUGUUUUCCAACAAUCGUUUAUCGGUUAUGGAGAAACCGCUCCGGUUUUCUCUUCUUCUGCUUCUGCUGCUUCAGCUGUUCCAAUGGUUCAUCAUCAUGGUUUUGGAGGGUCUUCAAGAUCAGGAGAGCUGGUUGUGAAAGUCUUGUGCUCUUCUGCUAACAUCGGUCGUGUGAUAGGGAAAGGAGGAUCAACCAUUAAGGGGAUAAGGCAAACAAGUGGAGCUCAUAUUGAGGUUAACGACUCUAAAGCAAACCGUGAUGAAGACGACUGUGUUAUCAUCACCGUCACUGCUAAAGAGGCUCCUGAUGAUUUGAAGUCUAUGGCGGUUGAAGCUGUUCUCUUACUUCAAGAGCAGAUUAAUGAUAAGGAAGAGGCAAAGGUUAAGAUGCAGCUUCUUGUGCCUUCUAAGGUGAUUGGAUGUAUUAUAGGGAAGAGUGGCUCAAUCAUAAGCGAGAUCAGGAAGAGGACUAACGCUGAUAUCUAUAUCUCGAAAGGGAGUCAUAAGCCUAAGUGUGCUGAUCCCAAUGAUGAGCUCGUUGAGAUAUCGGGUGAUGUAGCUGAGGUGAGAGAUGCUCUGAUUCAGAUUGUUUUGAGGCUUCGAGAUGAUGUUUUGAGAGAUAGAGAGACUGGUUCUUCAAGAAACCAGCAACAUCUUGCAAGAUCUGAGAAUAAUAACAAUAGCUUCUUCUCUUCGAGUAGUAGUAUUAGUAACACUGGUCUUGCGCUUCCUCCUCCGUCUUUCAUGUCUUCUGUUCCGCAAGUUGCUGCUUCUGUAGAUUUCGAUAGGAGACAAGACACCGGGACUAUGCUUUCUUCUUUGAGCGGUGGUGGACUCUAUGGUUAUGGAAGCUUUCCGGCGAGCAAUAACAGUUAUGGAUCCAACUCUUCGUACUCAUCCAAUAUAUAUGGAGGAUUGGCUCAGUCUACAACAAUGGAGAUUCGAAUCCCUUCCAAUGCGGUUGGUAAAGUAAUGGGCAAAGGAGGAGGCAACUUGGAUAACAUAAGAAGGAUAUCAGGAGCUAUGAUAGAAAUUUCUGAUUCCAAAAACUCCCACCAUGGAGGUCGCACAGCUCUUGUUUCCGGAACGCCUGAACAGAAGCGUACCGCAGAGAACUUGUUCCAAGCUUUUAUCAUGUCCACUUGA
Molecule: messenger RNA, 1953 nt
Organism: Microthlaspi erraticum
Lineage: Eukaryota; Viridiplantae; Streptophyta; Magnoliopsida; Brassicales; Brassicaceae
Source: the annotation of a GenBank genome assembly